AUGGUCUUGAAGAGGCCCCGAAAGGGAAAUAGCACCGAGUGCCACUACUGGGGUUACUCCUUUCACUGGACCGAUCUCCACCGCUCGGAAGAAGAACUACACCCUUUGGUUCAUACCUAUGACUCGCUAGCCGACGAGUGCGUGACAAGGUUGAACAGGAUCCCGACGGAGGGAGACUCGGACAAGCCUUUCAAGAAGGACCUGUACGCCCUGCUAGAGAAGCAUGCCGAUAAAGACCCAAAACUGCAGGAGCUGUGGACGCAGGUCAAUACCAUCCCGGAUUGGGUGGACUGGGCCCAGAUCCAGCGCGGCCAGGAUGUCUUCUUUCGAUAUGGUCUCCCGAUAUUGAACGUGCUGAGCUUUGAAAGCUUGCUAGGCGGCAUGGGCGCCAUCCGCGUCGUCGAGACCCUUGCACGAACUGGUGGCUUCGGUGCCAAAGUAGUCCGUCGCCGUCUGCUCGAAACACUCCAACAUGUUCUUCAGGUAAAUAGCUCGGCGGAAGGAAUGAAGCCAGGAGGGGAGGGUCACGUCUCGUCCGUUCGUGUGCGGCUACUUCAUUCCUGUGUCCGUUUGAAGAUCAUGAGUCUUGUGGAGCAAAAGCCUGACUACUAUGAUAUCGAAAAAUACGGGACACCGAUCAAUGACCUGGAUUGCAUCGGCACCAUCAACACCUUCUGCAGCUCAGUCGUAUAUCUGGGACUCCCUCGUCAGGGAAUCUUCUUGAGUACACAGGAGAUUGAAGAUUAUAUUGCCCUCUGGCGGCUCGUGGCUUACUACAUGGGAACCCCGACCGAACCCUUCGAAAAUGCCUCUCGAGCUCGCGCAACGAUGGAGUCUCUUUUGAUCUCAGAGAUCGAUCCCACGGAGAUCGGCAAAGUCCUGGCGAAGAACAUCAUUAUCGGUCUGGAAAAUACCGCCCCGGCCUAUGCCUCGAAGGAAUUCAUGGAAGCGUUGAGUCGGCUCUUGAAUGGUGAUAUGCUUGCGGAUGAGCUCGAUAUCCCGAGAUCUACGCUCUACUAUCGUCUCAUGGUCUGGGGAUAUUGCUUUUGGGUUUCGGGCGUCUCGUAUGUUGUUCCGAGGAUUUCGUUCCUCGAUCGAUUUGCAAUAUCGGUCCGCCGAAAAUUCUUCAACAGAAUGCUCCUGGACGAGAAAAUGGGACUGGGAGGGGAAGCGCGAUUCGAAUUCAAGUAUGUUCCCACAUUGACGCGGACCACACGCGUGGGACAACGACGCAGUACCAAAUUCGAAAGGCCAGGCGUCGAGAACCUGGCGAGGUUGGGCUUGCUGGCUGCAUUUACUGGCAUCGUCACAAUCUGCCUAAGUCUCCUCUUUGCAUUGAGGAUUUUGCCUGCCAACCCGCUACUUCAAGUUGUGCGAGUCUGA
This is a messenger RNA of Penicillium argentinense, 1383 nucleotides long. Its product is annotated as oxygenase MpaB family protein. The record is from RefSeq and is a predicted model, not a curated record. Gene Ontology annotation, molecular function: oxidoreductase activity. Lineage: Eukaryota; Fungi; Ascomycota; Eurotiomycetes; Eurotiales; Aspergillaceae. Bases 1 to 1383 code for a protein of 460 amino acids. The transcript has 4 exons.